AUGAAAAUACAUACCGGAGAAAAACCUUAUUCGUGUAAUAUCUGUGAAUUUAAAUGUAUUGUAAAAAGUAGUUUGCAAACACAUAUGAAAGUACAUACUAGAGAAAAACUUUAUUCGUGUAAUAUCUGUGAAUUUAAAUGUAUUCAAAGAAGUAAUUUCCAAACACAUAUGAAAAUACAUACCGGAGAAAAACCUUUUUCGUGUAAUAUCUGUGAAUUUAAAAGUAUUAGAAAAGCGCAGUUACAAAAUCAUUUAAGAACACACACUGGAGAAAAGCCUUUUUCGUGUAAUAUCUGUGGAUUGAGAUAUAUUGCUAAAAGUAGUUUGCAAAGGCAUUUGGAAAUACAUACCGGAGAAAAACCUUUUUCGUGUAAUAUCUGUGAAUUUAGAUGUAUAAGAAAAUAUCUGCUGCAAAAGCAUUUAAAAAUACACACUGGAGAAAAACCUUUUUCGUGUAAUAUCUGUCAAUUUAGAUGUAUAAGAAAAGUACAGUUGCAAAAUCAUUUAAUAAUACACACUGGGGAAAAAAAAUUUUCGUGUAAUAUGUGUGAAUUUAGAUGUAGUGCAAAAAGUUACUUGCAAAAACAUUUGAAAAUACAUACCGGAGAAAAACCUUUUUCGUGUAAUAUCUGUGAAUUUAGAUUUAAAAGAAAAGAUAUGUUGAAAAUUCAUUUAAUAACACACACUGGAGAAAAACCUUUUUCGUGUAAUAUCUGUGAAUUUAGAUGUAAUAGAAAAAGAAAUUUAAAAAUGCAUAUGAAAAUACACACUGGAGAAAAACCUUUUUCGUGUAACAUCUGUAAAUUUAGGUGUAAUAAAAAAGGAGGUUUGCAAAGGCACAUGAAAAUACAUACCGGAGAAACACCUUUUUCGUGUAAUAUCUGUGAAUUUAGAUGUAUAAGAAAAGAUCACUUGCAAAAUCAUUUAAAAAUACAUACUGGAGAAAAACCUUUUUCGUGUAACAUCUGUGAAUUUAGAUGUAAUAGAAAAGGAACUUUGCAAAGGCAUAUGAAAAUACAUACCGGAGAAACCCCUUUUUCGUGUAUUAUCUGUGAAUUUAGGUGUAAUGCAAAAGUUGUUUUGCAAAAUCAUUUAAAAAUACACCUUGGAGAAAAAUCUUUUUUGUGA
Messenger RNA from Parnassius mnemosyne (clouded apollo), 1128 nucleotides. The record is from the annotation of a GenBank genome assembly. NCBI's taxonomy places the organism in Eukaryota, Metazoa, Arthropoda, Insecta, Lepidoptera, Papilionidae.